This is a messenger RNA of Triplophysa rosa, 1698 nucleotides long. RefSeq names its product lactate dehydrogenase D (gene ldhd). Gene Ontology annotation, biological process: lactate catabolic process. NCBI's taxonomy places the organism in Eukaryota, Metazoa, Chordata, Actinopteri, Cypriniformes, Nemacheilidae. The transcript is spliced from 12 exons. Gene Ontology annotation, cellular component: mitochondrion. Bases 117 to 1586 code for a protein of 489 amino acids. The record is from RefSeq and is a predicted model, not a curated record. Gene Ontology annotation, molecular function: D-lactate dehydrogenase (cytochrome) activity; FAD binding; D-lactate dehydrogenase (NAD+) activity.
GUCCAGUGGAGGCGUUUCGCUCUGACGUUAAUCCGGAAGCAUAUUCGAAUAAACUUUUAAACGUCUAUGCAUGGAAGGUUGAUUAUUUCAGCACGGUUAUUCUAGAAGUAACAGAAAUGACCUUGUUGGGACAAACCCUGCGUUUGGGUUUUUCGCGGCUGCCGGCUAUCUUCUGGAGGUGCAGGAGAUAUUCAUCUGCUCAAACUGGAGCCGUGGAGAGAGUCAUUGCGGCGUUUCGCGCGGUCACUGGAGAUGAAGGCGUCUCCGUGGGUUUAGCGGUGAGAGAACAGCACGGGAGAGACGAGUCUGUGCACAGAUGUCGACCGCCAGAUGUGGUGGUGUUUCCCCGAUCCGUGGAGGAGGUCAGUGCUCUCGCCAAAAUUUGUCACCACCAUCGAUUACCCAUCAUCCCCUUUGGCACUGGAACGGGCUUGGAGGGAGGAGUCGGUGCUUUGAAGGGUGGUGUGUGUUUCAGCCUAAGGAAGAUGGACCAGGUGCUUGAUCUUCACCAGGAGGACUCUGAUGUAACCGUGGAGCCAGGCGUGACACGCAAAGCCUUGAAUGCAUAUCUGCGUGACACUGGCCUCUGGUUCCCUGUCGAUCCAGGUGCUGACGCGUCUCUCUGCGGCAUGGCUGCAACAAGUGCGUCUGGCACCAACGCGGUCCGUUACGGUACAAUGCGUGAAAAUGUGAUGAACCUGGAGGUGGUGCUGGCAGAUGGCACGGUCCUGCACACAGCUGGAAAGGGGCGUCGUCCAAGAAAGACUUCAGCUGGUUAUAACAUAACAAACCUAUUUGUGGGAUCAGAGGGAACUUUGGGUAUUAUAACUAAAGCCACGCUACGGCUGUACGGUAUUCCGGAGAGUAUGGUGUCAGCUGUUUGCGCUUUUCCAUCCGUCCAGUCGGCGGUGGACAGCACUGUACAGAUCUUGCAGGCUGGAGUGCCCAUUGCCCGCAUAGAGUUUUUGGACGACGUGAUGAUAAACGCCUGCAAUCGCUUCAACAACCUGUCCUACGCCGUAGCACCCACUCUCUUCCUGGAGUUCCACGGAAGUUCAAAGAGCAUGGAGGAGCAGGUGUCCAUCACAGAGGAGAUCACUCGGGAAAACGGGGGCUCUGACUUCGCCUGGGCAGAGGAUGAGGAGACUCGUGGGCGACUGUGGAAGGCCCGUCAUGACGCGUGGUACGCCGCCCAGGCCCUGAGGCCAGGCUGCAAGGCAUACUCUACAGACGUGUGUGUGCCUAUUUCUCGCUUACCUCAGAUUAUAGUUGAAACAAAAGAAGAUCUUAUCCGUAACCGUCUUACAGGUCCGAUUGCAGGACAUGUGGGUGAUGGGAACUUCCACUGUCUAAUGGUUCUGGAUCCCAACGACCCGGAUGAAGUGCAAAGGGUUCAUGGCUUCACAGAGAGAGUGGCCAGGAGGGCAUUAGAAAUGGAUGGAACUUGCACUGGAGAACAUGGAGUGGGUCUAGGGAAGCGAGACCUGCUCAGGGAAGAAGUCGGACCCUUGGCUAUAGAGGCCAUGCAGGGUAUCAAGGCCACCUUGGACCCCAAGAACCUCAUGAAUCCUGGGAAGGUGUUAUAAUAGAACACAAAAGUGGACCGAUGAAUAAAAUCAAGAAACAUCUGGACUCAUUUCAUCUCGUUUUAAUUAUAUGUAUGAUCAUCGUCAUUAUUACUCGCCCCACAGAUUGCAC